Messenger RNA from Chrysoperla carnea, 3865 nucleotides. It is a transcript of the gene Clic, whose product is annotated as chloride intracellular channel exc-4. NCBI's taxonomy places the organism in Eukaryota, Metazoa, Arthropoda, Insecta, Neuroptera, Chrysopidae. Gene Ontology annotation, cellular component: cytoplasm; apical plasma membrane. Gene Ontology annotation, biological process: chloride transport. Gene Ontology annotation, molecular function: chloride channel activity. The transcript has 3 exons. The record is from RefSeq and is a predicted model, not a curated record. Bases 219 to 986 code for a protein of 255 amino acids.
GCAUAUGCAUAAAUUGUAACAAAUUAUUAUUGUGAAUUAGAAAGCAUUUUAGUAUGAAAUUGAACCGCUGUUGUAUCUAUCUAUCCCCGUACAUUUGUGUAUAGAAUAUGAUCAGUCGGCAUGGUAGUAUAAUACGAAAACCGCUUAGAGAGAGUGCUGUUAAAAAACGAUUGUUCUAAACACAUUUUGUAGUUUUUUUUGUGGUAAAUAAACUAAAAAUGGCUGAUGAAGUGCAUGAAAAUGGAACAAAUGGUACUGAAGUGCCGGAAAUUGAACUUAUUAUAAAGGCAUCCACAAUCGAUGGCAGACGAAAAGGUGCAUGUCUAUUUUGUCAAGAAUAUUUUAUGGAUUUAUACUUAUUGGCCGAAUUAAAAACAAUUAGUCUAAAAGUAACGACGGUUGAUAUGCAAAAACCACCACCAGAUUUUCGAACUAAUUUCGAGGCGACACCACCGCCAAUUUUAAUUGACAAUGGUUUGGCUGUAUUAGAAAAUGAAAAAAUUGAAAGGCAUAUUAUGAAAAAUGUACCAGGUGGACACAAUUUAUUUGUACAGGAUAAAGAAGUUGCAACCCUAAUUGAAAAUUUAUACAGCAAAUUAAAAUUGGUAUUGGUGAAAAAAGAUGAAGCAAAGAGUGCACAAUUAUUAGCACAUUUACGAAAAAUAAAUGAUCAUUUAGAGAAACGUGGUACACGCUUUUUAACUGGUGAUACAAUGUGUUGUUUUGAUUGUGAACUAAUGCCACGUUUACAACAUAUACGUGUAGCUGGUAAAUAUUUUGUUGAUUUUACAAUACCAACAGAAUUAACCGCUUUAUGGCGUUACAUGUAUCACAUGUAUCGAUUAGAUGCAUUCACACAAAGUUGUCCUGCCGAUCAGGACAUUAUCAAUCAUUAUAAAUUACAACAAAUGUUAAAAAUGAAGAAACAUGAAGAAUUGGAAAUGCCAACAUUUACAACAUCUAUUCCGAUUGAUGUUAAAGAAUGAAAAUUGUCUUUUUCCUUUCCUUUGUUUUUUUUUAUUAGUUUAAAAUAAUAAUCGAUUUUCUUUAUCAUUAUUAUAUUUUUUUUCUCUUUGUUUCUCUUACAUUGAACUGUUCAUUUCACAUAGAAUCUGUCUCAUACACUUUUCAAUUGAAAAUUCAAGAUAAUAUAUUUAUUCAGUUUUUCUUUGUUUCUUUUCGAUGUGUCAUUACAUAGUUUUCGUGUUUUCUUUUGUUGGACAAUGAAUUUAUUUAUAUUUUGAUUGUAAAUUAUCGAAAAUUGACUAAGAAAUAUUUGUAAUCGAUGCUAGAUGGAUAUAUUUUGAAAAUUGCAUAAUCGCUUUAGUUGUAUCAAAAUUAUUCCUGUGCUUAAAUGAUUUCGCCGAAAAUGGAUUAAUAAUGGGAAGUAUUUUAGUUUUUUUUCGAGUAAUUCCUUUUGAUCAUACACAGUUGGCAUAGUUUUCUUCCAUCCCACUACAUGGCGCUGCAAGCAAUUCAUGGGAUUUUGUAAAAGCCCCACUGUUUUUAUUCCCUUGAUUAAAGAAAGGCGAGAGUACAACAUUAAGGAUUUCGGUACAAUGAGAUUUAAGUGUUUGUUGGUGCCAUUUCUCGUUAUCUCCUUUUAAUUGGGGCUCCUCCGCUCACAGUUCCACUUGUUUCUUUCUUUAGUAUAUUUGUUUUAGUAGUGUCGUUAAAAUCAAGAAAGAGUUUUAUUUUUUCAUUCUCAUACAUUUGGAUUGAGUAAUGUAAAUUUAUGGAAAUUUACAUUUAUUCUUACGGCUGGAUUAUAUCGCACGAAUUAGUGGACUAAACAGAGAAGAUAUAUACUUUAUGAUAGUGUGAAGGAGGUAAAGGAUGAGACGAGAUUUACUGACUGUGUGGUGUUUGCAGUAUUAUACAAGAGUGGUCUGGUCAUCGUAAUAUUUUUAAGGUGGUAUACGCUGGACGAAUGUUCACCUUAAGUUACACGAAUAUAAAACGAUUUUCCUCUAUACACCAUGUGCUUUUUAUGUAUCUCAUGUAGAAAAAUAUAAAAUACUUCUUUAAUUUUGGAAUGAAAUUAUAAAACAGAUAAGAAAAGUAAACACAUAAAUAAAUCACAUAUCACACAUUUUCUUAAAAAAAUUCAUUAAAAAUUUUCUUUUCAAUCUAACUUUCAAAAUAAACCAACUUGAAUAAUUUAAUCAAUCAAUUGCUUUUACGAAAUAUUCACGCAUUUGUAAUCGAUAUUUUAAGAAAACAAAUAAAACUUUAUAAUUAUUGUGGAAAUGAAAAGCUUUUUGUAAAAUGUGUUUAAAAAAAACUUAUGCUACGUAUAAAAUAUUACAGAAAUAAAAACAGGCGUUUUCAGAAUAAAUAAAAUCCUCGCAAUUAUUGUACAUAUUGACCGAAAAUUAUGUGGCCUAUCAAUUAAAAACUAGAAAAUUAUUCUAAUUAAUUACGUAUCAUGGAUACGUGUAUUUGUAAAAAUGAUCCAGAAUCCGGCAUUAAAAUGUAGGGUGAUUUUGAGUUUUUUCCUCUUAAACCUUAAAUUAAAUCUCAACACCCGAUUCGUUCAAGAUUAUGUUCGAUGAUUUUUAGUACAUCCGAAAUUAUUUCGACUUGGCAGAUAUUGGUCGUAAGAUACGUCUAUAGAGUGUGGAAUUUUCUAUUUUUCCAGUCCACAGUUCCCUCAUCAGUGGAUUCAUAUCAAAUAUAUAUGGCAUUCGAUUGGAAUCACAUCAGAGUUUAGUAAUUUUUAGGAAAACAACGUGUAACGUUUUGCACAGUCUAGAGUGCUAUCUUAUUUAAACAACUCAUUUGCUUUCGCUCUUACUGAAGAAUACUGAAGAUUAAGCUUAUUGAAAACAGAAAACUGAAAUUGGACUACAUUUGACAUUUUCGUCUAUUAAUAGAAAGGGAAAGUAAAGUUGAUUGGUUUUUGCCUAAAGUCAACACAAAACCAACUUUUUCAGUAAUCAUUUUUUUUACAAUAACAUUAUCAAUUUAUUUCAAGAGACGAAGGUUUAUAUUUUUAAUGUUGGAUUCUAUAGAUCGAAAUAAUUGUUGUCUAAUUUAGAAAUUUCAAAAAAACUAAAAAUAUAUCUUUUAUAUUAAUUUAUUGUUUCGUUUUGCUUUGUACACUAUUUUUGUUUUUCAAAAUACUUCACAAGAUUAUUUAUUUUUGCGUAAAACGCAAAUAUUUUCUAAUGAACGCUCUUCAAUUUUGUUCUUAGUAAGUUUUAUUAAAAAAAAUGAAACGAAGAAUUUAUCUACUCAUUUAAUCUAAUCGAACAGUUCAAUAUCAAAUUGUGUCGAACAUAUUUUGGUAUAAUUUUUAAGUGAUACGUAAAAAACAAUCGUUAUAAGCGAUAACUCAUCACCACACAAAACCCCAGUGUUGUACAGAUCUAAAUUUAAAAAAAAUUUCUUUGUUAUUGUUAAUUUUUUAAAUAAUUAUGGACAAGAUAAUUUGUGCCUUUUUUUGUAUGUUUAUAAUUGAUAAAGAUAAUGACGUCAUUGAAAAUGGCUUAAUCGUAUUUCUUAAAGAAAAAUAAUAAAAUUGCUCAUAAUUGUUUAAAAUCUUGUUUAGUGGUGUUUAAUUAUCUUAAUUCAAAAUAUGUCACGGCACAGUGCCUAAUUUACUUAUGUUUUUAGAAAAAAAAUUUACUUUGUAGCAGAUUUUUGUGUCUUUGUUGAUUUUGGAUUUUGUGGAGCAAAAAUUCAUGAAAUUUUUAUAUAAAUAGAUUUUUUACGAUAUGAAAAUGGAAAUAAUCGCAUUAUUUGCUAAGACACAAACUUGUAAUAAAAGAAACUAAUUAUAUUUAAAUGAAAAAAACAAAAACAAACACUUGUACUAAAUUUGUACCCAAAAAACAUUACUAAAUAUAAUUUUAUUGUACUU